CCAGUUGUUCCCAAAGAGCACUCCAAUCAAGUACUGACUUCUCACGUCAGAUAAACAGGUCAGUGCUCAGAGGACGCAGCAGACACGCCUGAUGAUGCUGGCCUUCGUUAAAGCCAAUCCGGAACUCUUUGCCUGUUAGAUAGGACUUACAAUCUACAAUUUUGCUUUGACUUAGCUGUUGCUUACAGCUGUUAUUUAUAAAAAAAAAUUUUUUUUUUUAAAAAUCAAAUUUUUGAUCCUACCUGGCUCUACUGAGAUCUGCCUCCUACAGGAAGGUUCGCCCCUCUCUGCUGCCAUGAGAGGCCUCCCUCUGGUGUGGCUGUGCUUGCUGCUCAGCCUCCUGCCUCUGGAGAUCCAGUCCCGGGUUCUGAGAGUUCACAGGCACAGGUUAGGUGAACCCAGAAUCAAUAAAGCGUCUUACCCCAACUCCCCACCUGGUGUGUCUGAUCUUUCUGCUGCCAGCAGAAAUCAAACCCCACAGGAAGACACACAACACACUGCGAGGGCCCCACUGCACAGAGACCCAUCAUCAAAGUUGUCUGACAUGCUUCUUCGUGGAAACAGUAAUGCGCUGCCGGUGGAACAGGUGUGGCAGCGGGGGUCACGGGGUCGUCGUCAUGCCAACAGUGGAAGCUCAAGGGGCCACGGCCAUCUGAUGAGGGUGGGGUGCGUUCUUGGGACCUGUCAGGUGCAGAACCUGAGCCACCGACUCUACCAGCUAAUUGGACAGAACGGCAGGGAGGACUUCUCCCCCAUCAACCCCCGCAGCCCCCACAGCUAUGGCUAGCAUCACACCUCCAACCAGAGGCGUACUGGGACAGUCAACCUUUCCAAAUCAUUCAUUUCCAUUGGACCACAGAUGGAAAACUAUCCAUUUAGAGUUUUAUUUUAUAGUUGUAACAGUAAUUUUCAUUGACUUUUUGAUAGAAAUGUACUCACUGAGGAAUUUCCUUAGAUCUGUGCCUGUUAAAGCAUUUAUAAAGAAAAUAAAAAUGCUGUGAGAGAGUUAGAUGUCAAACGAACAAAGGGUGAAUAUGGCCUAAGGACUAAAUCUGUAAAUUCUUAAAAUGUUCCUGAGAGAAAAAGAGCCAACUGGUGGCGUGCCACAUAUGCUUUGUGAUUUUUCUUUCUCAAUGAUGAGGGGAAGUGACAGGAAAUCAUUGAUGAGAUAGGAAACCCCAGCUUCCUGUAAUUUUAGGAUUUAGCAGCUAAAGAAAGGAGAAAUUGGAGAGGCAAUGCCUGAUCCAGCCAGAAGUGUCCAGUCUUGAUUCAAAGACCGGGGGCACUCACAGUUUAUUGUUCCGAUUUAUAAUAAAUUGUGCUUUUCAUGACAAGUUGAGACAGAUUUAUGGUUUCUAAAUCAGCCAUGGCAUGCGAUGGCAAGUCGAGACUCGUCCAUGCAGAUGUCCCAAUCAGGAUUUUUUUGUGGUACCGAUCAGUCAUUUGGGAUUAAGCAUUUGCAGAAAUCCAAAAUCCCCACCCUGCAAGAGAGGUCCAAUGACAAAACUCUAACUUAAGUUUGGGUGUUUGGUCUAAACACAGUAAACAAGAACAGUUUUAAUAAACUAAUGUAAACUAAUAAUACAGAGAUUUUAUUCAAAUUGAACACCUCUGCUUUCAGAGCAGAAAUCCUACCUCAAAAAAAUGUAAAUGACGGAAAGGAUAUUCUCCAAAAUCAAAGAUCUGCAGAUGUCAACUUUUUUCCGAACAAAAUCUUUUGUGCACAUUUGUACAAUGAGUUAAGAGUCUUAUCUUUUAAUUCAGCAUAACGUUCAAUUGACAAAGUAUGGUUCCAAUUUUAGUGACGCCUGAAAUAUAAAACAGCAAUAAUCAUUCACUAUUUUAUGAAUUCAUAGAUUUAGUUUGUCUGUUUUGAAGCUUGAGGUAGUCCAAUGAUAUUGAACUGUGAUAACUACAGAUUUCUCAGAACUUAUCAGAUGUUCACAAUCAUUGACUAUAUUUGGAACAGAAAACACUCGUAGCAUACAUUAUAAUCAAUUAGAUGACAAAACUUGCCUUAAUGUCCUUUUAGAGUAAAUAUAAAUACAUCAAGUACAUAAAGUAUAUACAAAUAUAAAUACUACAAUCGUGUGGGGUUUUUUUAACAAACAUUUUGUCAGCAGAUUAUUUUCUCAAACUUAGCUGUCUGCCUAACGUCAGCUUUCAGCAUCAAUAUCGUUCCUGCUGUCUGAACUUGAGUGAGCUCAGUGCUAAUCUCCAAAAAGCACUUUAAUCUCCAUGUGCAAACAAGCAGCUUAAGCAGCGAGGCCAACCUCUGGCCACACUGACCCCUCACUCCCAACGCUCACAACUCAAUCAGCUAAAAUGCAUGCUGCUAAUCUAGGAUCUGUCUGCAGAUUCUUAGUAGAGACUGAAGGUUGUCUUAACUUUCAGACCUAACAGAGGACAGUGGAUGUAUCAAAGCACAUCCACUGGAAACUGUAACAGAGUGGGAUUUAGUCCUUUUUUGCAGUAGUUAUUUGCAGGCUUUUAAAAUAAGCCUAAAUGGGAUUACUGCCAUCGAGGUCCCUUUUUGUCCCUUCUGUUUCUGUACAGGAGUUCAGUCACUUUAGUUCUGACUCAGUUUUGCUCUAAACUGUAAUAGAACAACAUGAAAGCACUUUGUAAGCAUGACUUGAAUUUUAAAAGCAUGUCUUUAUUUCUAUGUCAAUAAACUACUGAACUAA
Messenger RNA from Poecilia latipinna (sailfin molly), 2687 nucleotides. It is a transcript of the gene adm2b, whose product is annotated as adrenomedullin 2b. NCBI's taxonomy places the organism in Eukaryota, Metazoa, Chordata, Actinopteri, Cyprinodontiformes, Poeciliidae. The record is from RefSeq and is a predicted model, not a curated record. The transcript is spliced from 2 exons. Gene Ontology annotation, molecular function: hormone activity. Gene Ontology annotation, cellular component: extracellular region. The coding region runs from base 296 to 787 and encodes 163 amino acids. Gene Ontology annotation, biological process: regulation of systemic arterial blood pressure; positive regulation of heart rate; adenylate cyclase-activating G protein-coupled receptor signaling pathway.